Molecule: messenger RNA, 908 nt
Organism: Camarhynchus parvulus
Lineage: Eukaryota; Metazoa; Chordata; Aves; Passeriformes; Thraupidae
Product: heat shock factor protein 1-like
Exons: 4
Biological process (GO): regulation of DNA-templated transcription
Molecular function (GO): DNA-binding transcription factor activity; DNA binding
Source: RefSeq, a predicted model, not a curated record
GAGCAGCCCGGCAAUCCGGAUCAAGGAGGAGCCUCCCAGCCCCACGCGGAGCCCGCAGGUGGAGGAGCCCAAGAGCUCCGGGAAUUCCGGGAAUUCCGGGAAUUCCGAGACCCCCCUGUCCCCCUCCACCUUCAUCGACUCCAUCCUGCGGGAAAACGACUCCGGAGCCGCUCCCGGGAAUCCCCAAUCCCAGGAAAAGUGCCUGAGCGUCGCCUGCCUCGACAAGUCGGAGCUGAACGAGCACCUGGACACCAUCGACUCCAGCCUGGACAAUCUGCAGGCGCUGCUCAGCACCCACGGCUUCAGCAUGGACAGCGCCCUGCUCGACAUCCAGGAUCUCCUCUCGAACCAGGAGCAGCAGAAACCGACGGAGACCGAGCCCGGCGCGGGUGACUCCGGGAAGCAGCUCGUGCCCUGCACGGUCCAGCCGCUGUUCCUGGUGGAUUCCAGCGCCGUGGACGUCGGAUCCGGGGAUCUGCCCAUUUUUUUCGAGCUGGGCGAGGGGCCCCCGUGCUUCCCGGACGGGGACGAGUAUCCCGAGGAGUAUCCCGAGGAGUACCCGGAGGAGUAUCCCGAGGAGUAUCCCGAGGAGUAUCCCGAGGAUCCCGCGCUGCUGCCGCCAACGCCCAAGGACCCGGCCGUCUCCUAAAGCCGGAGAUCAGGGCCGGGGACAGGAUCCCAAAAACAAAACGGGAUCCCCAAAAAAACAAAACGGGAUCCCAAAAAAAAAAAAAACAAAAAGGGAAGGGAGCCCCGAGUGACUCGUCCUGCUUGGCACAGAACCCCGGAGCCGCCAACGCCGCCCUCGGGGGGAUUCCGGGAAAUCCCGGAGGAUUCCAGGGAAUCCUGGAGCAUCCUGGAGAACUCUGGGAAAUCCCGGAGGAUCCUGGAGCAUCCCGGGGAAUCCU